AUGUGUGCCACGUUCCCGCGCUCCAACAUUACGAAGAUUGAAUCGCCUUUGAAGAAUUUGACGGAAGUCAUAUGGGUUCUCGCUUAUUUGUCGAUUUUCAUUUGUAAUCUAUUCAUUGAUUGUUACUUCGGUAAUACUAUCACUAUUAAGAGUAUGCACAUCUCAACGGUAAUAUUUUCAUGUCCUUGGAUUGAUUUGCCGAAUACUGUAAAGAAGAAUCUGGUUAUCUUCAUAGCGAAGACCCAGAGACCGCUUGUCAUAACUGCGGCGAAGCUCGUCCCUGUCUCCCUGGAGACCUUUACCAAGAUCACCGACAAAGAACAAUCUUAA
Messenger RNA from Spodoptera exigua (beet armyworm), 330 nucleotides. NCBI's taxonomy places the organism in Eukaryota, Metazoa, Arthropoda, Insecta, Lepidoptera, Noctuidae. The record is from the annotation of a GenBank genome assembly.